AUGGAUUUUGUGAUAGUGGAUUCGGACAAGGGAAACGAGGCAGAUCGUGGCUGUCUAGAAGAGAGUACAAGUAUAUUUGAUGGAAUUGAAGUUCAAGAGCCUUAUGUGGGCUUGGAAUUUGAUUCUGAAGAAGCGGCCAGGGCAUUUUAUGUUGAAUAUGCGAGACGGGUAGGAUUUGUUGUACGCGUUAUGCAACGUCGACGUUCUGGAAUAGAUGGCAGGACUCUUGCUCGUCGACUUGGAUGUAACAAACAAGGAUUCUCACCCAAUAGCAAGAGAACACUGGGGCAAGAAAAAAGACCGAUGCCCAGUGCCCGAGAAGGUUGCAAGGCAACAAUUUUAUUUAAGAUGGAAAAAUCUGGAAAGUGGGUUGUCACAAGAUUUAUAAAGGAUCACAACCAUCCACUAAUUGCUACGGCUAAUGGUUUCAGUACAGAGGACGAUAAAGAUAAGAAAAUUGCUGAACUUACUAUGGAGUUGGAGCGCCAAGAUGAACUUUGUACUGCAUAUAGAGAAAAGCUACUCAGCUUCAUAAACAAUGUUGAGGAACAAACAGAGGAAAUGUCCACAAAAAUUCAACUCACUAUUGAAAAUAUAAGGAGAGCUGAGUCUGAAAUGCAAAAAAGUUCCCAAAACAGAAAGCCUCAGGACUGUACAUGA
This is a messenger RNA of Lathyrus sativus (Indian pea), 660 nucleotides long. Lineage: Eukaryota; Viridiplantae; Streptophyta; Magnoliopsida; Fabales; Fabaceae. The record is from the annotation of a GenBank genome assembly.